GGGCGGAAGUGGAGAGGCACCCACAUACACACUCACAAGAAGCCGAGCGCAGAGCCUGCCUGGCGGACGGUGGCGGAGGAUCGUCGGCUUGUCACGGCUAUCGCCGGGGGGGGGGAGAAAAAGGGCUUUCCUGAUCUACCGUGUGCGUCUACUUUAAAAAAGACUACAUAGUGGGAGACAACAAAGAGUUUUGAUCUCGGUUUGGUUGUGAUUUUUUUUGUUGAUUAAUCGUGUCACAUUCGGAGACACCUGGAGCAGCUACUGCCCCCCUUCCUCCUCCUCCCCUCCGGAACAUGGUGGACUACCACGAAGCCAACUCGCAGUUGCAGCAGCCCAACCAUGGCGACUACAUGCAGCCUGAGGAGGACUGGGACCGCGAUCUGCUGCUCGACCCGGCCUGGGAGCGGCAGCAGCGGAAGACUUUUACAGCAUGGUGCAAUUCGCAUUUACGGAAGGCAGGAACACAAAUUGAAGUAAUUGAAGAAGAUUUUAGGGAUGGCCUCAAACUAAUGUUACUUUUGGAGGUGAUAUCAGGGGAGCGAUUACCGAAACCGGAGCGUGGGAAAAUGAGGGUGCACAAAAUAAACAAUGUCAACAAGGCUUUGGAUUUUAUCGCAUCUAAAGGUGUGAAGCUAGUUUCCAUCGGAGCAGAAGAAAUUGUGGAUGGUAAUGUUAAGAUGACCUUGGGUAUGAUCUGGACAAUCAUCCUUCGUUUUGCUAUUCAGGACAUAUCUGUUGAAGAAACAUCUGCCAAGGAGGGAUUGCUGCUGUGGUGCCAGAGGAAGACUGCGCCAUACAAGAAUGUGAACGUGCAGAACUUCCACAUCAGUUGGAAAGAUGGUCUGGCAUUCAAUGCCCUCAUUCAUAGACACAGGCCAGAACUCAUUGAUUAUGACAAGUUGAGGAAGGACGAUCCUCUCUCAAAUCUGAACAAUGCCUUCGAAGUGGCAGAGAAAUAUUUAGAUAUACCUAAGAUGUUGGAUGCAGAAGAUAUUGUAGGCACUCUCAGGCCAGACGAAAAGGCUAUUAUGACUUACGUUUCCUGCUACUACCAUGCCUUCUCAGGUGCUCAAAAGGCCGAGACUGCAGCUAACAGGAUCUGCAAAGUUCUGGCAGUUAACCAAGAGAAUGAACACCUUAUGGAAGAUUAUGAAAAGUUGGCAAGCGAUUUGUUGGAAUGGAUUCGCCAAACCAAACCGUGGCUGGAGAACAGAGAACCUGAGAAAACAAUGCAAGCCAUGCAGCAAAAACUAGAAGACUUCCGUGACUACCGGCGUGUCCACAAACCUCCAAAAGUACAGGAGAAGUGUCAGCUUGAGAUCAACUUCAAUACCCUUCAGACCAAACUCCGUCUCAGUAAUCGGCCAGCAUUCAUGCCUUCUGAAGGGAAGAUGGUCUCGGAUAUUAACACCGCCUGGCAAGGUCUGGAGCAAGCUGAAAAGGGUUACGAGGAGUGGCUACUGAAUGAGAUCAGGAGGCUGGAAAGGCUUGAUCAUUUGGCAGAGAAAUUCAGACAGAAAGCAACCAUCCAUGAAGAUUGGACCAAAGAUAAAGAAGUGAUGUUGACACAGAAAGACUAUGAAACCGCUGCACUGGCUGACAUCAAGGCCUUGCUUAAGAAACAUGAAGCAUUUGAGAGUGAUCUGGCAGCCCACCAAGACAGAGUGGAGCAGAUCGCCGCCAUCGCACAAGAGCUCAAUGAUCUGGAUUAUUAUGAUUCUCCCAAUGUAAAUGCUCGCUGCCAGAGCAUUUGUGACCACUGGGACACUCUGGGCUCUUUAACACAAAGCAGGAGAGAUGCCCUGGAGAGGACUGAAAAACUCCAGGAAACAAUUGACCAAUUAUAUCUGGAAUAUGCAAAAAGAGCUGCACCUUUCAACAACUGGAUGGAGGGCGCAAUGGAAGACCUGCAGGAUAUGUUUAUUGUCCACACUACUGAAGAGAUUCAGGGUCUCAUCGCGGCGCACGAGCAAUUCAAAGCAACGUUGCCAGAUGCCGAUAAGGAGCGAGAGGCAAUUCUGGGUAUCCAGACUGAAAUGGCAAAAAUUGCUCAGUCUUACAAUAUUAAACUCUCUGGAGUAAAUCCAUACACCUCCAUUACCUCGCAGGACAUUAAUGAUAAGUGGGAUAAGGUUCAGCAGCUGGUGCCAGCUCGAGAUCAAGCUUUGCAGGCAGAGUUUAACAAGCAGCAAUCAAAUGAAAACCUGCGUGAGCAGUUUGCAAAUAAGGCCAAUGUUGUUGGUCCCUGGAUUCAGACUAAGAUGCAGGAGAUUGGACGGAUCUCUAUUGAAAUGCACGGUACACUGGAGGAUCAGCUAAAUCAACUGAAGCAGUAUGAGAACAGUAUCAUCAAUUAUAAGCCCAAUAUCGACAGACUGGAGCAGGACCAUCAACUCAUUCAAGAGGCCCUCAUCUUUGACAACAAGCAUACCAAUUAUACCAUGGAGCACAUCCGAGUUGGCUGGGAACAGCUGCUGACAACGAUUGCCAGAACUAUUAAUGAAGUAGAAAACCAGAUCCUCACCCGUGAUGCAAAGGGCAUCAGCCAGGACCAACUCAACGAAUUUCGGUCAUCGUUCAAUCACUUUGACAAGGACCAUAGCGGGAAACUGGGACCUGAAGAGUUUAAAGCCUGCCUUAUCAGCUUGGGCUACGAUGUUGGAAAUGACCAGCAGGGUGAAGCUGAGUUUGCGCGCAUAAUGGGCGUUGUUGCCCCCAACAACACCGAGGAAGUAUCAUUCCAAGCCUUCAUCGACUUCAUGUCACAGGAGACAACAGACACUGAUACAGCUGAACAAGUCAUGGCCUCCUUCAAGAUUUUGGCAGGCGACAAGAACUACAUCACAGCAGAGGAGCUACGCCGGGAGCUACCCCCUGACCAAGCUGAAUACUGUAUUGCCCGGAUGGCUCCGUACAGAGGACCCGAUGCAGUGCCUGGUGCUCUGGAUUAUAUGUCUUUCUCCACAGCUCUGUACGGCGAAAGCGAUCUGUAAUCCAAUCACAGCCUCUGUUUUUUCCAUAGCCAGCCCACUCUUUUUUUUAAAACUCCCCCAGAGCAUGCGCACGCACUCUCUCCUCCACCACCUGCACACAGCAGCGCGGUAAAGCAGCGGUUUGGAGUUGACGUAUAUUCUUACCAAGGAACUCUUUGCUGUACAUUCCAUAACGUGUCUUAUCUUACUACUUUGUUAGUCUUAAAUCUAUGCAAACUUCCAUUUUGCAUUUCUAUACUGGGGUGCAGAACAGUGAAGCUUUUUAUUUUCUCUGAACAUUCUGCACGGUUGCACCAUUCAGAGCACGUCAGCUUUUAAUCAUAAGUGCCACAUAUGAAUCUGUCUCACAAGAAUUUGGCGGUUUUGAUGUUAAAUUCUAAAAAUUCCAUAGGAAACUGACUUCCCUUGUAUUUUCCCAACACAUACUCGAUACUGUAAAACUAAAUAUUUUUGUAUUUAGAAUAUUUAGUACCCCUGCUUUCACUUCUCGCUUCCCUCCCUUCUCCACCCCCAGCACUCCAAAUCGAGGUGUGAUUGAAGAGGUAUUUAAUCAGUACUCUCGACGACCAAUAUCUAGAAUAACCUGCACCAUUUAUUGACGAGCACAAUGCAUUCAAAGCAGUUUUUUUAAUCAAUUAAGGUAUUUAGUUCUACAGUGCGGUAUAUGCUUUAAAGGAGGUUUUGGGGGGGGGGGCGAGGGAGGGGUUACCUGGCAACGUUUUUACUGAAAAAUCAAGACUGAUCUGAUUUUUCUUUUGUGAUUUCUUUGUCAUUCAGUGUUCCAGCAUUGCCCACACUGCCCUUGAAUCUAGGCUUCAAGAGUGUUUGGACACGUGCUGAAAAUGUGGCCUUUUUCUAAAACGGAGGAGGGGGUGGAAUAAAUUGCUGAUGGUAGAUAUUAAACAGGUUAUGUGGCCGUUCUUCUGAUGGCUUCCUAACUAAACUACAGGACUAGAGAGGUCUAGCGGAGCUCCAAGUUCCAGUAUAAUUGUCCACUAUUUAUUGUGAUUAGCUUAUUAAAAUAACGUUGGGCUUCACUUACCAUUGUACAGAAAGAGCAGCAGAGGCAGUGUGGAAGUGGAACAGAGAUUGAAGUAGGAGCUGGAGUGUUAUGCUACCACGUUACAUUUCCAAGGUAGAGUGAGUAAGGCAAUAAUUUACCCUCUUCCUGUACCCAGUGAAAUCUCUGCAUCAUGUUAAGCCGAUUUGUGCUGGGAAGUCCGAAUCAUUAUUAUGAAUUGGUUAUAAAAAUAAACGAAGGAGAUAGGUAUAAAAUUGCUAAAAUUCUGACCAAAUCUGCUUAAUCCUAAAUCAUGAAAUUGCAAUCAUUGUCAAUGAAUAGAGUCAGCCAUGCAGAUUGCACGGCCAGGAAUGAAUUUGGAUGGAAAUUUGAGAGAUGCCUACCAGAAGCACAUCACAAAAGAGUCAGUUGUUGAUUGGGGGAGGGGGUUGAGUGCUGUGAUUUAGUGUGGAGGUGAGCUGGGACUGUCUCAGUUUGCGUCCUGACGUUUUCAGUGCAGUUGUUGAUUGAUGGGUUGGGGGGGUGGUUUAAGUGCUGUGAUUUAGUGUGGAGAUGAGCUAGGAUUGUCUCAGUUUGCAUCCUGACAUUUGCAGUGCAGUUGUGGAGCAAGCCCCAUGCUGGAAGCUAAAAGUGCAACCUUUACUGGCUGUGGUGAUCUGUAACUUGACCCCCCAAAUGAAUUAAAAUUGUGCACCAGGAGAGAAUGUUUCCCCCCACUUAAAUACUUAUGCCAAGAGGCAAACUAGGUUAUUAUUUUUGAGGUAGGAAAAAUAUUUAUCUCUCCAUAUUUAAUCUUCGUGUAUAUACUGCAGUGAUCUAUAAUUUGAAUGACUGCCUUUUUAAAUAUUAAAAAAAUACAAAGCUGGGCUUUUUCUGUGAAGGUACUGUGUUUUUUUUUGCAGGAAGAAGUCCUGGGAGAGGGUGGGGAGAGGUGGAAACGGGUGGGGGUGGGGGCUUUUCUGGGUUUUAUUUUUAAUAGUUUUGAUUCUCCUUGCUCCUGGGACCGAGACAUUGAAUUAUUGUCGCUGUGAUAUAUAGGCUGGCCUUGACGGAGUGUAUCUGCAGGUUUUGGUGGUAAUGGAGGGGCUUCUGCUGUUUAGAUUAAUAUGGGGAUUUGCUAUACAAUAUAUAUAUCAUCUGAAACUCUCAUGGACUGUAAUUACUGCUUAAUUUUUAAAGAGGGAACAUUCUCUGAAGAAAACAUUUCAAUGGACAAAUGGAAUUUUCUGGAAUAUUAGAGGUUUUGUCAAUAUUUCAUACCCCUCUGUAGCCAGCUUGCCUUGGUAAGCAAAGGCUGCCUUUCUGUAUUUGAUCUAAAGGUGUUUCCAGUGGGUUUCUGCUACCUUAGCCCUAGUAGAUGAAAUAAAUCUUCACUAUUUUUGAGAAUAA
Hypanus sabinus (Atlantic stingray) is the source of this 5403-nucleotide messenger RNA. RefSeq names its product alpha-actinin-1-like. Lineage: Eukaryota; Metazoa; Chordata; Chondrichthyes; Myliobatiformes; Dasyatidae. Gene Ontology annotation, biological process: actin cytoskeleton organization; muscle cell development. The transcript is spliced from 21 exons. Gene Ontology annotation, cellular component: cell junction; cell projection; cortical actin cytoskeleton. The coding region runs from base 294 to 2993 and encodes 899 amino acids. Gene Ontology annotation, molecular function: calcium ion binding; actin filament binding. The record is from RefSeq and is a predicted model, not a curated record.